AUGUCUCCAUCAGCACUGCUAAGCCUACCAAAGGAACUUAGACUGCUCAUCUUCGAGCAUGCUCUAUCCGACGACAGACCCAUCACCAUCGGCUUGCCAUCGUCCGUGCCGUGGGAGGGCAGGCCACAGCGAUACCAUCCGCCCCUGGCCGAAGUCAGCAACUUGACCAGACAUGAAUGCCUGCCCAUCUUCUAUCAAGACAAGACCGUCAUCUUAGUACUGCGAUACAAAGAAGGUCGCCAACAAGUCGAACAAUGGUUCAAGACUCUUAGCACGAAUGCUGCAAUUCGCAAGCAUAUACGCUACGUCUCCAUCCAAUAUUUCGAGCAGCCACAUCGGUCGACAGCUAUGCUUGUUGACUUGAAGACGUUUGACAUUAUCAACAGGGAGUCCUGGAUCCAUCCUCUGCUCGGCAGGCCGCUAAAAACUUUGCAGGCGGUCGAGAGCGCGCUGCAGACCGCGGCUACCAGGUCACACGCAGCGAUGACUGACGAGUACAUUCCUGAAGUCCUGCGUGAACUGGUCAGAGUGAUGACUGAGCCAUUACAGCGAUCCCGCUUGGUCCUCCGUGAAAGCAUGGCCAACACAAGACUGCACGGCUAUACGGACUUCCAGCUACGCUUCGAGGAAUAUGUCCUCUCUGGCGAGCCUCUACUUGGGGUUGGCGGCUACUAUCAUGACUUCAGCUGUGUGCCAACCGAGAUCUAUGGCGCAGUCGCAGCGAAGCAGACCACCCCACACGCCAUAACUUUCGUCUCGCGGCAGAUCCGAGCGGAGGCCUUGUCGCUCUCCUACCAUCUCAACCAAUUCAUACUUGUAGUACACUACCGUCAUGCGAGGAACGAAGCCGAUAAGUGGCUGGCAUCUGUGGCUGCGAAUCUUUCCAUCGGCGCUAACCUGAGAAAGUUCACCAUUCUUCACUGCUUCGGUAUGCUGGACCACAAAGGCAUCAUCGACAUUGAUCUGAAGAGCUCUCGUAUGUUUGGGCCAAGAUUGUGGUGUAGGUCCAUUCCUCAAUCUGUGAGGGUCAAGGUCGAGACUAUCACCGAGCGUGCCUCAGGUGCCGGCGUAUCAGAUGCUGGCAUGGUCGUGACGACCCUGGGACACUCGUGGACAUACUGGAAGCAUGAUCUAUGGCAUCACUCACGCCCGGUUGAUGUCAGCAAGCGAUUUGUCGGUACCGACCACACUUCUCUACGAAGCCGAACACGACAGACGUAG
This is a messenger RNA of Fulvia fulva, 1221 nucleotides long. RefSeq lists its product as uncharacterized. Bases 1 to 1221 code for a protein of 406 amino acids. NCBI's taxonomy places the organism in Eukaryota, Fungi, Ascomycota, Dothideomycetes, Mycosphaerellales, Mycosphaerellaceae. The record is from RefSeq and is a predicted model, not a curated record. The transcript is spliced from 2 exons.